CAUAGUAUACGAGGUUUACCUGUAUUUUAAAUGGUCUUGGCUAUAGCAUACAUACUUAUUAUAUAUAGAGAAAAGCUGGCUUAUAUAUUUACCACACAUACUUCUGGCGUUCAUAGGUUCAGUUAGUGAAUAUACUACAAAAUGGAUUUAACCAAAGUAUUGAUGAGUGUUGUUUUGUUGUCGAUAUAUGUUGUAGUUGUAACUGGUUGUGGCCGACUGAAGUGCUACAAAUGUAACUCCCAGGACUCACCAUCUACCUGUGGUGAAGAUAAUUUUAACGCGGAUGUUCACAAGGACGAUACUACUAGCGGAAGUACCAGUGAUAUUACAGGAGGAACCAGCUGUGUCCGUGGCUGGGCAGUAAACGAUAAAGGAACAUAUUACUUCCGGGACAAAUCAAACGAGUUUGAGCAUGAUGGAUGCGAGACGCCUCAGAAAUGUUUCUGCAGCAACGACUUGUGCAAUUCUAAAGCCUCAAGACCGGUUUCGAUGGCGACGACUGUUGCAACAACUCUCGUCUGCUCUUUUCUCGGAAGUGUGCUUAUCCAAAAGAUUUUCAUGUAGCUUAUGAUAAGAUCUGAGUAUUAUUUCAUUGAAUCAUCACAUGACCAAUUUAUUAGUUAUCCGGUUUUUUUGUCGUAUGGCGCUAGACUGACAACAGCGCACAUCUUAUGCACCAUAAUAUGACCAAACAAAAUGGCGAAAAAUGUUCGAUGAUCAUGAUUCAUGACGUCGUUUAAACGUUUCAACAACGACGGAAAAUCUUACUCUUUCUGAUUCUUACACGUGUAAAACACCAAAACAACAACAAAACAAACGAAAUGCUGCUGAUGUAAAAGGAAAAGAAUUAAUGCUGAAUAUACAUAUCAAUUUACCGUUAAUCUUCAGGAAAAUAAAGCUUUGAAACGAUAAUGAUGAGUUAUCGGAAUAUAAGAAAUACUGCAGAAUGAGGAACUACUUUUUAUGGCGGUUUUAUCCGGAAGUGGGUGUUGUUCAGCAAAGUCGUUUGUCGGACGAUUGUGGGAAAUGUAGUUAUAACUAUGUAUACAUUGCAAGCAAUAUAUACAAGGAUCAUCACAGUUAUUGUUCGAGAUAAUAAAAUAAAUAACACAUGGGUUUGUGAGUAACACUAAAAAAAAUAUUCCUCGAAAAAAUACUUUUACCCGAGACUAACGUCUCGGAUAAUAUCUUCAUGUCUAGAAUUGAUGUACGCAGACUGUAUUUCUAUUUUAUUUAUGAACUUACAAAAAUACCACACACAAUACCAGUAAAUAUAUUAUUAUAUAUGUGAUUUUAAUACUCGUAUUAGAAUAAAGUACAAGAUGGUUAUUUAUUAUCCACUCCCUAAUUGUGUAUAUUGUUUAUGCUGUAGAUUCUAAUAUUGUUACCAUAAUAAAACUCAUUUAUGCAUGUUAAAUUAAUACAUUAAAUUGUUAUUAUAUGUUAAUUUAUUCAUUCUAUUGACCUUUGCCUUAUUGAAUAACAAAUCAAACUGUGUAA
Molecule: messenger RNA, 1500 nt
Organism: Ruditapes philippinarum (Manila clam)
Lineage: Eukaryota; Metazoa; Mollusca; Bivalvia; Venerida; Veneridae
Exons: 3
Coding region: 142-564 (140 amino acids)
Source: RefSeq, a predicted model, not a curated record